Messenger RNA from Drosophila biarmipes, 594 nucleotides. RefSeq lists its product as uncharacterized. NCBI's taxonomy places the organism in Eukaryota, Metazoa, Arthropoda, Insecta, Diptera, Drosophilidae. The transcript is spliced from 4 exons. The coding region runs from base 60 to 548 and encodes 162 amino acids. The record is from RefSeq and is a predicted model, not a curated record.
UGGCAAGAAUUGUUUGUCAAAUAUGAGGCUGUUUUUGGGAAUUUACUUAUUUUUGUUUCAUGCCAUUUAUAAGGAAGCUGAUUAGAAAGAAAUUUUGCUUCUGUCUCUCCCUGACUUCCGGAUGCAUCAUCAUUUCAUUCUACACCCUGUUUUUCGGGUUCCUCAACGCGGGCACCACGGUCGAUGAAGUCAUUUACAGAGAAACAUUUAAAACUGAUGUAUGGGCGAAAUGGUUCAACGUCUUUCACAUAGCUCUGAUGAUAGCAGCUGCAGUUGUCCUGCUGAUAUCUGUUAUGAUGAAAUAUAUAAAAGUGGUUUUCAUAUGGAUGGCCAUGUUCAUCAUCCACAUGAUAUCCUACUACAUCGUCUUCAAUGCCUUGGUGAACGUUCGCAACCCAUUCUUCGCUAGUGCCCUAGCUGCAUCCAUGUACGUCCUGGUAAAUCUCGUGACGUUAGCCUUAGAUAUAUUUUGCCUCAUCAAAGUCUAUUCUUAUUACUACGUGAAAAAACAUCCAGAUGAAUUCAGACCGCCAUGUGUUGACAACUGAGACUCAAAAGAAGCCUCCCGAAAGAUAAUAAAAUGAAUACCUACGA